This is a messenger RNA of Mya arenaria, 4434 nucleotides long. RefSeq lists its product as uncharacterized. The transcript is spliced from 2 exons. Lineage: Eukaryota; Metazoa; Mollusca; Bivalvia; Myida; Myidae. The record is from RefSeq and is a predicted model, not a curated record. The coding region runs from base 152 to 2812 and encodes 886 amino acids.
UACAAUUUUCACUAAGUAUAGAACAUAUUACCCAGAUUUAAAUGCGGUUCAAUGUGAGGUUUUAGAAAUUCCUGCACUAGAGAGGCCAUCUAAGAAGAGGAAAAGCACAGCCUCUGUGAAGGUGACAAAAGAUGUGGAGCCAUUGAGUGUUAUGCAGGAAUCAAAAAAAUCUAUGUAUGAACAAUUUUCUAUUGAUUUAAUAGAGGAUGGAAAGAUAUAUAUUCAGGUAGCUGAGGAAGACACCAUGAUAUGUUGUAUGAAUGAUUAUAAUGAUUCUGGUUCUUUAAGAAAAGAAGUGUAUGUUUAUACCACUUGGCUAAAGCAAGAAUCUGGAGACUACUUCCAUUGUACCUGCAGUAUAUAUAGAACUUUAUUUGAUAUAGCUCAUAGCCAAACUCUAAAUUAUUCAAACAGGAAUAGCUGCAUGCACUGUACAUUCCUUAAGUGUAUUGUUCUUCCAAAUCUACAGAUAGAUGAAAGGGCUACAGAAACCAAAACCCGUAAAUUUGUUCAGGAGGGAAAGCAGUGUGCUGGCAAGGAUUUGAUUGAAUUAAGUGACUUUAAUGGUACACGGAAAUUUUCAGUUUUGGCAGAAGGAGAGACUAAACCUGUUUUUUUAUCACUGAGUCACAACAAGGCCAAAGCAAAUUAUACUGUGACCUGUCACAAUGGCGAGUGUCAAUCAAAGAAGGGACACAAACGAUAUUUAAAUAACUUGAAUUCUUCCAAUCUUUGCAGACAUUUAUUUGUGCUGAAACAUAAUCCAGAAUCCUGGAUUGAUUUGCAUGAAAGAAAUGCCACUAAUGAAACUUUUUUAGAUGACCAACUACUAGAUGAUGAAACAAAUGAUGAUGCUGGUGAUGGUGAUCCUGUUGAUACUAAUGACAAUUUUGAUCCUGAAACAGGUCUAUGGAAGUAUAAGUGUGAGAGCAGCCAUCCAGCAGCAGCUAGAGAGAGUGAUAUGUUGAGGCGUAACAUCAUCAAACGUGACGGAUGGAAUGAUUUGACCUUGAGUAGGCAGGCUGAUGGUUCAUUGAAGGGUCCCAAUUUCUAUCCAGAUAUGCCAGACAAUACAUGCUGCUGUGGAUCUGGAUGGUUGAAGCGUGAUGAUGAUCCAGAUUACUCUGAAAACGGGAAAUUGAUUCCUUUAGGUCGAGUUCUUACAGUUUACACACAGUUUGCGCCUGUGCAGUGUGAUGUUUACAAAAGAGUCUGUUACAACCCGAUAGACGACAGUCGCUGUGAACUUGCAUGGAAUGAAGGCCAGAGUGAAUCAAUUCAUGUUUUUAGUAGUAAAACAGCUGCAGGUGACGAAAUAGGAUGGGAGUUUACAUCAUCAGUAAUGAAAACUGGUUGCACUUUUUCAGCAUACUGUCAGAUGAAGGAUGAACUUUACAGAACUCGUGACCCAAAGGCCAAGUUUAUGGAUGCAACAGUUUUUUUAAAAUGGUGGUUUAGUUGGGCAGCUAAUAUGAACAUUGAUUUCAGACAACCAUGUGACAUUUGUAGGUAUGAGCCUAAUAGACUGUGCUGUGAUGGAACCAGAGUAGGCGUAGGUUUCCGUCAUUCAAAUUUCACAGAAAUAAGUAAACCUGAUAGUUCUUUACAGACACAGCAAACAUUGCAUCGACGGAUGGACAGAUGUUACCUGAAGAAUAAGCCUGGAGUUGAAAAGAGACAGAUGAUCGCUUAUCGUGAAGCAUUGGAUAAUAUAGCCCGAACUACAGUUGCAGAAUUUGAACCGUUAGAUAUUCCAGAAAAUAAUGAUAGAAUUAAUUUACUUAUGCAGGCUCUACCUGAGGAGGCUCAUCAAUCAUUCCAGCGAUUUACUCGAGGGAUGUCAGAAUUUGAAAGAGUAGCUUAUGCAUCUGUCCUUAAGAUGUUGGCUACAACAGCAUCUGUGACAAGCAUUUUGUCACCAGAAUAUGCACUUUUCUUGCAGGAAUUUCUAACUAAUGAAAAUCUUUCAGAUUUUGAGUUUAACAGACAGAUGUAUGAGAUGAGAUCAUUUGCUCCAGAAAUACGGGACUUGAUCGCAGAAUCGAUGUUGAACAAUAACAACAUUCUACCUGAUGACAUUAAACUUUUUCUAGUUCAUCUUACUAAUGAGUCUCUAAACUUACCAGUUUAUGCCCCAGAGGAUGCUACUUUUCAAUUCGGAACAUACAACCCUGAGAAGCUGGGCCGGGCUUAUUACUUCAAUGAACAUGGUGUUAAACUGAGGAAUGUACGCAAAUUUCAGAUAGAUGAGGACCGAGCAGGCAGAAACAAUGACCAUGAUGAUGAAGCUAUGGACUUUGAGCGAUGCAGAAAGAUUUACUCAAAAAUACAACAAUCAGCACCCGGCACAUCUAACUUGUUUCUUUGGUUUUGUCCAGAUCACGGUCAUUGCUAUGGAUUCCACAUGACAGUGGCUGAAGGCAGAAAAGAUCCAUCAGCUUCAUUAUACUCUCAUCUAGCCAAACCUCCACAAGCAGUGUUUUAUGACUUUGCCUGUAACUUACAGGAAUAUUGCCUCAACAGAGAGAGUGGGUACUACAAGAAUGUUAGAUUUUUUCACGAUAUUUUUCAUGGUUAUUCACACAAAUGCUCUACUUCUUUUAGAAGCUCUCGACUUCAAGGAUUUGAAAGUGUGAACUCAGAAAUCUGCGAACAGUUCAACAGCUUCAUCCAGAUUCUGAAGAAAUCAGCAAGACAAAUGACACAAUCUCAUUUCUGUUUCUAUCUUCAGUUCUUUAUUCAUGAGUGGAACAGGAGAAAAAGAGUUGCUUACAAGAGGAAAAUCAGCACUGCACUAGCUGGGCUUUUAUGAAAUGUAUAACAACUUUGAUUUUCAGAGAGCUGUGCAUCAUAAAAUGAUCAAAUGAACUAUGUUUAAUUUAUAUUUCAUUCACUUCUUAUAUAUAUUUGUUUGACUUUCUCAUUUGCGUAUACUUUUGACUAGUAAUUAUCACUGCAUCUGCAAUUGUUUUCGGUUUCUGCUGUGUUUGUUAGUAUGUUUCAGUUUGAGCGAACAGACUCCAACUUUGGCUUCCAGCUUUGCUGUUGAGAAAGGUCAACAAGUUCCACCAGAAGUUCCACCAGAAAUACAUCACGUCUUUAAUGUUUGAGGCAGAUUUUCCACAGCGUCUUCAUCCAAUCUACUUGUGUCGGCAUGUGCAACUACUUAAUCUGAAGGCUUGGAGGGAAUUGUAGCUCAGUGCUUCAUCCUUUAUGUGGAUAAACAAAAGGGAACCAGAAGGAUCGAUCUAAAGACAUUCUUUUCAUAAAUCUGUUGGUGUCAAACAAUAUAAUUUUGAUUGAUCAGUCUUCUUAGUGCCUGUAGUGAACAGUAUGUAUUGUAUUAUAUGUAGUAUAAUAAUCAAUUAAGUGUUGAUAAAUGUCUUACAAUUAUCGUAUAACCCUUUAUAUCAAGUUUUGUUAUUUAAUUGUAGAACAGCAAAAGAAACAUUUGUGGAUUUUAAAAGAUAAGGCAGAGGCUAUGUUUACACUGUAAAUGUUCAACUGGUGAAUUCCAUUAUUUGUUGCAAUAUCUAGAUUUUGAUAAUGUAAGGAAUGAUUUCUGAUUAAAGUAUUACAAUAGGAAUCCAAUCUCUGUUAUGCUUAAAGAUGCACUUUUACUCCCAAAUUAGAUAUUCCACAGUUUAUAUGAUUGUUUUUUAUAUAAAAAAAUAAGAUUCUUAUGAAGGAUACAGAGUUGAAUUUGAAAGAAGGUUGCAGGAAACAUAAAGAUCAUAAUCUUUUAGCACUCAUAAUCUUUUAGCACUCACCAAUCAUUUAAUAUUUUUAAUUUUAGGAAUUAAAUACACAGUUACAAUAUUGUUAUCAGGAAUCAAUAUUUUCCAUAAAUGCAUUAUUUAGUAAGUAGUUAAAGGUUUAUCAGUCGAAAUGUAUGUUUCAUACAUGUGUAUAUUUUGAUUUUGAAUAAGAGUCACUUGAAAGAUUUAGCUAAAAAUGUUAGAAGAAGAAACUGAAAUUGCCCAAUUCUGUACAAAUAAUUAAGGUCAUACAUUCGCUUAUACACAUUUUAUCAAUGUGGAAUGUUAACUUAAAUUGUUUCUUAAGUAUGAUAUAACAAUCUAUAUUGCAUAAGUAAUUGAAGAUAUUGUUAAAUACCACUUGUAUGUGUACAUGCUGGGUACCCCUUGCACAUAAUGAAAGCUAGGUAUGAAUAAUAUACGAUUUUAAAAUAAUUGCAGUAAAAGACGGCAGUAAACUGAAUGGAAGCUGUACACACACUUAUAAGUACACCUUCACGUGCUGUUACACAACAUCUCAUGUAACUACUGAGAACACAUGUUUACAGUACAUAUAUUACACUGCUUUAUUUGGACUCAUUUUAUAAAAAAAACCCAUUUAAUUCCUGUUUUGUUAUUAUUUGUUAUAAAUCAAAUGCUUGAAGUCAUGUUUUAUGAUCUUAUAAUAAAAUUUUAU